AUGACGAAGGGUACGACGUCUAUGGGUAAGCGUCACACUAAGACGCACACGAUUUGCCGUCGCUGCAACCGUCGUGCUUUCCACCGUCAGAAGAAGACUUGCGCUGCUUGCGGUUACCCGUCGGCCAAGACUCGCAACUACCAGUGGGGUCAGAAGGCUAUCCGCCGGAAGACCACUGGUUCUGGUCGCAUGCGUCACCUCAAGUCGGUGCCGCGCCGUGCUAAGAACGGUUUCCGCACUGGUACCGCCGUGGCUGCUUCGGCUUAA
Messenger RNA from Malassezia pachydermatis, 267 nucleotides. RefSeq names its product 60s ribosomal protein l37. The transcript has 3 exons. Gene Ontology annotation, molecular function: RNA binding; structural constituent of ribosome. Gene Ontology annotation, biological process: translation. Bases 1 to 267 code for a protein of 88 amino acids. The record is from RefSeq and is a predicted model, not a curated record. NCBI's taxonomy places the organism in Eukaryota, Fungi, Basidiomycota, Malasseziomycetes, Malasseziales, Malasseziaceae. Gene Ontology annotation, cellular component: cytosolic large ribosomal subunit; ribosome.